Dothidotthia symphoricarpi CBS 119687 is the source of this 1038-nucleotide messenger RNA. Its product is annotated as Aldo/keto reductase. The record is from RefSeq and is a predicted model, not a curated record. The transcript is spliced from 2 exons. Lineage: Eukaryota; Fungi; Ascomycota; Dothideomycetes; Pleosporales; Dothidotthiaceae. Bases 1 to 1038 code for a protein of 345 amino acids.
AUGACAUCACUACCACCGAUGAAAUACGUCCGCGUGGGCAAAUCCGGCCUCAAGGUCUCCCAGAUCAUCCUGGGUUGCAUGAGCUUUGGAGACAAGAACUGGCAGCCGUGGCUCCUCGAUGAACAAGAAGCCUUCCCCAUCCUCAAGCACGCUUUCGACUCUGGUAUCAACACAUGGGACGUCGCCGACACAUACUCCAACGGCAAAGCAGAGGAAAUCCUCGGCGCAGCCAUCAAGCACUACAACAUUCCCCGCUCCAAGCUCGUCAUCAUGUCGAAGUGCUUCCAGUUUGUCGAUGAGGCGAAGGGUCCCAUUGACCCCGCGACUUUGACAGACAACAACGGGCCCCGAGUUAACCAGAUUGGUCUGUCCAGGAAGCAUAUUCUCGACGCCGUGGACCGCAGCGUAGAGCGUCUUGGAACACAUAUCGACGUGCUGCAGAUCCACCGUAUGGACCGCGACGUGCCGCCAGAGGAGAUCAUGAAGGCGCUCAACGACGUAAUCGAGAGCGGGAAGGUGCGCUACAUCGGCGCCAGCUCGAUGCUUGCCUGGGAAUUCCAAAUGCUACAAAACGUCGCCAAGUCGAACGGCUGGCAUCAAUUCAUAUCAAUGCAGGGCAUGUACAACCUUCUCUACCGCGAGGAAGAGCGCGAAAUGAACGCAUACUGUAACGCAACCGGCGUCGGCCUGUUCCCGUGGUCUCCACUCGCCGCGGGCGUGCUGACGCAUUCCUGGAGCGAUCGCAGCGACAAGCGCGAGCAGAUCGACCCCUUCCUCAAAAUGCUGUUCCGCAGCGGGGACCACGCGGCUGACAAGGCGAUUGUGGAUCGCGUCGAGGAGCUGGCGAAGAAGAAGGGGGUGUAUAUGGCGCAGAUCUCGCAGGCGUGGCUGAUUAGCAAGGGCGGUAUGCCGAUUUGCGGGCUGGAGACUAAGGAGAGGAUUGAUCAAGCUGUGGGUUCUACCGCGGUUGAGCUGACCGAGGAGGAGGUCAAGUAUCUUGAGGAGCUGUAUGUUCCCAAGAUGCCCUUCCCGUUUUAG